AUGGCGAAUAUCGAUAAUCUAAAUAACCUGCUCUUGGGAUAUUAUGACGCGAAUGUUAUCGAUGAUGUAGAUCUUCUGCUGCUCUAUGAUGUGAAUAGGCGAAGAAAUCCACAUUUUCCGUACUGGAGGUAUGAUAAAUUCGAUUUGGAUCUGAUGAGCGCAGACGAGUGUAAAGCCGAGUUUCGGAUGUGGAAGGAUGAUGUCUACACAUUAGUAGAUAUUUUCGGAUUUCCUGCCCAAUUUAAAUGUUACAACGGGGUGGUUGUUGAUUCAGUUGAAGCGACGUGUAUUUGUUUGAGAAGGCUUGCAUAUCCAUGCAGAUAUAGUGACCUGAUCCAUCGCUUUGCAAGGCCUGUUCCCCAAUUAUCAAUGAUAAGUAACCUGGUAAUCGAGGAAAUUUAUCAAAGAUUUGGUCAUCUACUAAGUAGUAUGGAUCAACCUUGGUUAUCUAGGGAAAACCUUGCUAUGUUUGCACAUGCCGUUCAUAGAAAAGGGGGAGCAUUAGAUAACUGUUGGGGUUUUGUAGAUGGGACUGUAAGGCAUGAUGCUGCUAUGCUUGUGAUGUCUGGGCUAUUGGGUGAGUUAGAAAGGCACUCAUUUGCACCCCAUGGCCAAGCACUUUGCAUUUAUGGUGACCCAGCCUACCCUCUACGAGAACAUCUGCAGUGCCCAUUUUUGCAAAGACAAGGUUUGACCCUAGAACAGCAAGCAUUCAACCAGUCUAUGAGUCAGGUUCGUGUUUCAGUUGAGUGGGUCUUUGGUGAAAUUGUGUCUUACUUCAAGUUCUGCGAUUUCAAAAAAGAUCUAAAGAUUGGUUUGAGCCCUGUAGGGAAGAUGUAUACUGUGUGUGCUCUUUUACGAAAUGCUCUAACCUGCCUCUAUGGAUCAAAUACGGCAACCUUCUUUGAUUUACAGCCACCUGCCCUCCAGUUUUACUUUAAUGGAAACUAG
Rhopilema esculentum is the source of this 951-nucleotide messenger RNA. Lineage: Eukaryota; Metazoa; Cnidaria; Scyphozoa; Rhizostomeae; Rhizostomatidae. The record is from RefSeq and is a predicted model, not a curated record.